Molecule: messenger RNA, 6295 nt
Organism: Xenia sp. Carnegie-2017
Lineage: Eukaryota; Metazoa; Cnidaria; Anthozoa; Malacalcyonacea; Xeniidae
Product: ral GTPase-activating protein subunit alpha-1-like
Exons: 41
Coding region: 73-5817 (1914 amino acids)
Biological process (GO): positive regulation of GTPase activity; regulation of small GTPase mediated signal transduction
Cellular component (GO): cytoplasm; nucleus
Molecular function (GO): GTPase activator activity
Source: RefSeq, a predicted model, not a curated record
CUAUGGCGGAUUGUGCCAUUUGGGCAUUGGUUGAUAAUUUAGACUAACUUAUACUUUUUGCUAUGUUUUAAAAUGUUUCACAGUAAAAAGAUACCAAAGGAUAAUCCUGCCCGAGAUUUCAAGAGGUUAACGCUAAAGUUUCUUGACUCAAAGAAAGAGUCACGCCAAAGGGCUCAAUAUUUACGAACACUACUUGAAAACUUUGAAGUUCAUGAAGCUAAAGUGUUUUUGCAAAGACAUUUCUCUGAAGCAUAUUAUAUCUGUCAUGAUUCUUUUGCUGUUGUUGAAGUCAAUCUUCGCCAAAAAGCUAGCAAAACUGUCCGGGAUGAUCUUGACUGUGCCUUGUAUAUUUUUGAGAAAAUAUUGAUUUUGCUUCCUGAACUUGUCCAUGACAAAUGGCAAUUUGCAAGCAUAGGGAGAACAAUGUUGAAGCUGUUGCAUCACGGGAAUGCUUUCAAGCUGAGAAGUGACGGUAUACGUCUUCUUAUUCUUUGGCUUCAAGCCCUUCAAGAUAACAUGGAUGUCUCGUGUGAGGUGAUGUUUGCUUCGGUCGUGCCUGGUUUUCCAAAUCCUCUUGAAGCAUUAGACUGGAGUACGGUGAAACUUCCACGUCCUUUACUGGAAGAUCUAUGUAACUUCGUGCGAGGAAGUGGUGGAGAGAGCUCUUCUGGAUCCAUGACUCUUCUACCUCAGGAUAGUAAAGAUGGUGGAGCAAACUGGUGCGUGCUAGAUGAGUUGCAGGUUCUUGUGCCUUUGCUGAACCAAGGGCAAGUGGAGAAAACUACAGGCUUAGAAGACUUGACCAAAGUUUACCUAGAUAAAGUCUUGGACUACAUGAUAACACAGAUUGGUAAAAUUGAGUGGCUGGAUAUAAGUAUGCGAAAGACAGGUUUUGAAUGCUUGUUUAACCUUUUCAAGAAGUAUUAUCUUCAUCACGUUUUUCCCAUGUGGACUCCACACACCAAUCUGUAUACCACCAAUCCAGAGAAUCAAGUCAAAGAAUUAGAUCCAUCUACUAUGAAGAACUUUUCAGCAGAUGGCUUGACAAAGUACGCCGAUUCUGUCGUUAAAUGGUUCGUCGCAUUCUUGUCAAAGAUAAAACGUGUUGUUAAAAUGCAAGCUGCAGCCUCAACUUCGGUAGAUACUUUGACCUCCACAAAUAAUGAUUUGCAAGCGUCGACCGUUUCUGAAGGCAGCCGAAAUGCGUUGUACGAAGAUCUUUUGCUCGGUAGUAGCAUCAUACUUGACGUCAUAUACUCGACGCGCGAGAACGUGCACAUUGUUCACGAAGUUUUUCGACAGGCUUUCAUUCUUCCAAUGGAAAAAAGUAAUGUGAUCAAGGAAGUCCUGAAUGUUUACGACAAUUGGUUAAAGCAAGAAAACAAGCCAAAGUUCAUGGAAGAGCCGGAUGUUCUUGAUACGUCAUGUAGUAAAAACGAAGAUGUUAAAGCAGGAUUGCAAGCCAAUAUCCGAUUGCUAAUUUUUCAUUCUUCGUUUAUCUUUUUUACUCCGAAACCAAACAGCUCAACGAUAAAGCAAAAGGUGUAUUUCUGUGAGAAAGUUAUUCUUAUGUAUCGCAAUUUUGUUUUGGAGACAAAAAUGGAGGCCAAAACAUGGGAAAAUCUUCUUGUUGUCUUGCUCACGAUUGCAAAACAUGUACUUGAGGACAAGAGUGUUGAUGAUAAAACCAGUUUUGCUGGACAAUUAGCGCCUAUAUUAGUACAAACCUUGUUUGUUACCUGGAUUCGUGCAAACUUGCAAGUAACAGUCAGUGUGAAAUUAUGGGAUCGGUUUGUGGACGUCGUUUCCUCUCUUACACACUGGAAUGAGGCUGUGAAUGAAUGGAAGUCUACCAUGAUGACUUUGACGAGCGUGAUUGCUCUACAUAUUUAUCGUCUGAAUUUAAAAGACCUUCCCCUCGACCGACUAUCUGAACAACAAUACAAAAAGCGCAAGCGUCUGUUGGGUAACAAUGACCAAAGCAAAGUUCCGUCUAGUCCAUCUACGCAAGAACCAAAACAGGAUGUGAUGUCAUCGACGGCUAUGCUUGUAUCUUCAAAUAAUCACGUGGCUAAGUCUGUUGAGCCAAAGAAAGACGAAGAAAGUGUUGCACCUGUGGCGGGAAGUCAAGAAGAAAAUAAAUCAGAAAUAUCGGAAGAGCCUGCAGCAAAGUCGGAAAGCUUAGCUACUCCGUCUGAUACUGAGACACUGUCCCAAACGACACCUGAACAAGGCUUGGAACAAGGUUAUGAGUCGGACGUUACCGAUUCUGGAAGCGAGCAGCCUUACACCGAAAUAGAUUUUGAUAAUUGGUCUGCGACCGGUGCAAGUGUAUCGAGAGAUAGCUCGCUUAAUGGCGAUAAAGGUGAAAAGACUUCACAGCUUGACGAUGAAGACAGUCUGAAUGAGAGCUCCACUAGUAGAAGUGGUGUUGAAUGUUCAAUAAGUACAGCUGAUGGCUGCCGAAAAAAUCAGAAGAAAGGCAUCUCCAAAGCGUUUUGGAAAGAUAGUGAUGGUGCGGAGGAGAUUUCUUCUGAUAGUGAAAGUGUGCCGACUUCCUUUAGUAAUCCAAUUCAUGAAGAUACGAGCUUUGAUACCAACAAUCCAGUUACAUCGCAAAUGAUGGAUGAACCGACUGUACCUUUGGAAAUUAUUGAGCCGUCAGUCCACAGCUUAGAUCUCAGUAACGAGGUCAGCGUCAUAUGUGGUGGCACAAAGACGGGGUGGACACCAGUUACAGCAGUUGUCUUGUGGACAAGAAUGCUUGGAUGUUUGGGAAAUAUAAAUGAUAUCGAUAGUUCUUCAAUUCAUGCUCAAGUCCUGAACGGCCUGUCUGAAAUAUGGCAUCUCCUUUCUAAGAUAAGAAUGAAUCAAGGUAUUUCGGUUGACAAUAAAUCAACGCCGUCUAUGCCUGAUUAUCUACCACCUUUACACUACUUUGCAUCGUGGUUAUUUCAGACGGUGUAUUUGCCUACUAAAUACAAGCAAGGCAAACUCGUUGCUUAUCAACUGCUUUGCGAGAUGACCGUACGACGACAGGACAAUCCAUUGUCAGCAAGCUAUCUUCGACAUUUUUAUCGAUGUCUUCAUGACGGACUUACCAAUUCGGAUCAGGAUAUCAUUAAUGCUAUUAUUGAAAAAUGUGAAUUUUUCUUCGGCGUGGUUCUAUCGAGCUCGUCUUUAUUGAUUCUUGAUUUCAUUCAUGCAGCGAAUACAAUUAUUGAAAGUGGAAGCACAUCUUAUCCAAGAACAGAAGCGGUUACCAUUCUUGCAUCGUUAUUGUGCUAUCCUAACGCUUUUCCCAGUAUGAAAAUCUAUCAGAUUGGCUCCCAUGCUGUAAAUGAUGAACCCACCUUUUUGCCAUGCAAAGACAUAAAGGGGAAGCUAUGUGAUGCCUUGUACAAAGCUGCUGUAAAUGAUCCCCUUUGUCAUGCAAGAUGUACGGCACUUUGCGCCAUCGGGAUGUUUGUUGUCGAAGAACUGACGCAUAAUAAAGGACACAACAAAUUGCAUCAGUACACAUCGCUUCUUCUGACAUCGAUUUUGUUUAAAAAUUGGUCCGUGUCGAGCGUGGCGAUUGGUUUGAUUCAAAACCUUUCUGAAUAUCAUGAAGAGUUAUCGAAUCAUGAUCCGCACCUUCCUUUGAAAAUUUUGCAGUCCCUGUGUGAAGUUAUUCGACGAUGUAUGAAUGACGGAUCUGAAAUGGAUGCCAUUCAAAUGGUCAAGACUUUAAAUCCAUUGAUGUUUUGUCUUCUUGACUGGGUAAUGGUUAUUCCUCUCACUUCUUUGUUGAAAGUUCAGGAUGAUAAUCAGACAACAUUGGCACUUGUGUUUCAGGCGCUGAAGCAUGUGGUCUCCAAUAAUCCAGCUACAACAGAUCGAGAGUUUAGCAUUAGUCGAAUGAUUUCCCACGAGGAUCUACAAAUUCACCUCGCUCAAAUACAUCAAGAUAUCCCAGAUUCAACGUCGUCUGGCGCUGCUGGCUUUGUGGAUGGCGAUAUGACUGGUAGCCUUUCUCAAACCAUGGAAAGAGUUCGAAUUACUGCGAAAGCGGUAAUACUGCACAUCGUUAAUCAUUUAAAUCAUUUCCCAUUAUCUGCUGGAGCAGCGCGACUCACGAGCAUUGUAAACGAAAACCAAGAUAAUCCAUUAUGUGAAUACGAGGAAGAACUUACAUCUGCUAUAUUUUCAUCACCAAAUGUACAGUUUUUUGUGGUCAAUGAUUCAACGUUAAUUUCAAUGGUAGAGUUGCCUGUUGAUAAUGCUUCUACAAAAGACAAGAACUUAUUUUCUGGCAAUACGUCAGUUAGACUCAUCGUCCGAGAUAUGUGCGGUAAACAUUGUUUAGAUAUUUCAACCUUGUAUGGGCCACGAUUUGAUGCUGAAGAAACUUUUCCAGGCGUUCUGAAUAGUUUUUUCAGUGAAGAACAUCUAAAUGAAAUAUUGAACUCUGGUGAAAGGAGGUCAAUACGAAAACAAUCAUCGGCACCAUCUGAACGUGACAAAUUAGACCAGUUACUCCAGGAUAUUGGUUCAACCAGUCCGGAAUGUCUCUUUCAUCCCCAUUUAUCCCUUAACGAACCUGCUCCGCCACCUGUUCCUUUGAAUGAAAAGAUGGAGCAGAAGCUAAUCGAUGCUAUUCGGGAGCAACGACAAAACGAGGAAAAAUUUUGUGAAAACGCCCUCGACGAUCCAAGGCUAAAAGGCAACAAGUUAGCUCCUAACGACUAUCAAAAACCAAGUAAUCCAUUUUACCUAUCACAUUUUCUUUUUAAUCAACUGGGAAUGUUUGGAUGGGAGAAAAGAUCAAAGAUUGACUUAUUGAAGAAAAGUGAAAAACUUAUAAGAGAAUUGAAGCAUCUUGAUAAUAGGAAAAGUCGAGAGACGCACAAGAUUGCUGUAUUUUACGUUGCACCCGGACAGGAAGAUAAAACGUCAAUUAUGAGUAAUUCGUCUGGAAGCAAAGAAUAUGAAAAUUUCAUCUCUGGUCUUGCAUGGGAGGUAGAGUUAUCGACACAUACAGGUUUCAUGGGUGGUCUUGACAAGAAUCAAUCGACAGGUACAACUACUGCUUACUACGCUAACUCCACCACUGAAGUAAUGUUUCAUGUUGCCACGAGAAUGGCCGUUUCUUCUGAUGAAGGGGGAUUUAUCAAAAAGGUACGUCAUCUUGGCAAUGAUGAAGUGUGGAUCGUCUGGUCUGAGCAUUUCAGAGAUUUUCGUCAUGGGAUUGUGAACGCGGAAUUUGGAGAUGUAGUUAUCAUCAUUUAUCCACUUAAGAACCAUCUUUUUAGAAUACAGAUUUUAAAGAAAGGAAACAUUCCCUUCUUUGGACCAUUGUUCGAUGGAGCCAUCGUGAAUCGUCGUAUACUGCCGUCAUUGGUUAGAAUGACUGCUGUGAAUGCUAGUCGUGCAAAGCGAUCCCUUAUUCCUGGCAUGCAAACCUACUAUGAAGAACGAGCAAGUUGUAUCACUAAUGUAGUGAACCAUCACAAGGAAACUACGGUUUUUGAAGACUUUGCCGAACAGAUCUUCUGCCCUGUUCAAAAAAAGACCGACGAUAGUGACAUAAAGUGUCAGGUAUCGUCUGGAGACAAACCAACUGCUAAACGCGAAGGUUACAGUACGUUGCCUUCGGCAAAAGCUAUCGCAAAAUCCAAAGUUGCAGCAGACAAAGAAGCGAUAUCUUCGACGGUAUCAUUACCUGAUGGACUUCACAAAGUUGUACAGACGGACGCACUUCUUCCUGCUCCAAAAUUAGGCGUCAAAAAAUUGUCGUUUAGACGCAAACAAACCAAGGAUGAAAAUGGGGAGUAGUAGGGUAUAUUGCAGGGUAUAUGUAGAUAUAAUGUAUAGUUUGAAGUUCCAGUUCUAAGCUUUGUUUGUCUCCUCCUAAUGAUGGAAAUACAAUGUAAAUGUAUGUAUAUGUUAUCGCAAAGGGACGAUUUUCUUUCAAUAUUGUAAUUAUAAUCGAUUUGUAAGGAGUGUAGCUAAAACUAGUUUUCUCAUGCAGGAAUAUUUAAUGAUAUCCAUUUGUGUAUGUCAAAAUAUGUCAAAACAGCUCUUAUUUACAUGCAUUAAUUUGAAAAAUAUGUUAAAGAGGUUUGGAUUGGUUUAUACAUUGGAAAUUUAUAACGAAUUGCAAUUUUCAUGAAGGUUUUUAAAAUUGAAAUUGAGCUUCCAUAAUUUAUUUUGACUUGCGUUAAGUCUUUCGCUGUGUAUAACACAUUGAAAUGGAAGAUCUUGUCAGCAGUGAACGUAGUUUAAAAGUAAAAUAAAUUGUUGUUAAAAACAA